AUGAUUGUGGCCGCCGUUAUCGCAUUCUGCGCCGCCUACAAAAACAGCCCCGCCGGCGAGCAGAACCAGCCAGUCGUCGUUGGCAAACGGUGCCAGCGGAGUUCGAAUCAAUUUUCGGUUUUUGAUUUAAAAAAAAAAAAAAAAAAAAUCAUGUAUUUGGAGCUAAUCGCUUUGGUCCUCACGGUCCUCUAUGUGUAUGACUACCUGCGGAAUAGGCACCACAAUAGGAUGUAUGCCGAGGCAGGAAUAACUGGUCCCAGGCGUUAUCCCCUGGUGGGCAAUGCUCCCAUGCUGCUCAACGAAUCGCCAAAGACUGUAUUCGAUCUGCAAUGGCGUCUAAUCAAGGAGUUCGGCAAGAACAUCCAGAUCCAGAUACUGGGGGAUCGUGGGUUCAUGACCGCCGAUCCCAAAAUGAUCGAGGCCAUCAUGAGCAGCCAGCAGACCAUUCAAAAGAAUAAUCUAUACGGUUUGCUGGUCAACUGGCUGGGCGAUGGAUUGCUGCUUAGCACGGGCAAGAAGUGGUUCCGUCGCCGGAAGGUAAUCACCCCCGCUUUCCACUUUAAGAUCCUGGAAGAUUUCGUGGAGGUUUUCGAUCAGCAGAGCGCCACCAUGGCCGAGAAGCUAUACGAUCGGGCUGAUGGCAAGACGGUAAUCAACAUGUUCCCGGUGGCCUGUCUGUGUGCCAUGGAUAUCAUUGCCGAAACGGCCAUGGGAGUGAAGAUCAAUGCCCAGCUGCAGCCGGACUUUCCCUAUGUCAAGUCGGUCAAGACGGCCUCUGAAAUGUUUGCCGAUCGGUUGAUGAAUCCCCUCCAGCGCUUGGAUCCCACCAUGAGGCUAUUCUAUCCGAAACUGUUUGCCAAACUGAACAGGAAUGUUAAGGCCAUGCAGGAUUUCACCAACUCGGUGAUUACGGAACGACGGGAUCUGCUCCAGAAGGCUUUGGCCGAUGGCAGUUACGAUGCCACCGCCGCCUCCCUGAUGGAAGAUGUGGGCCAGAAGCGUCGCAUGGCCCUGCUGGAUGUUUUGCUGCAAUCCACCAUCGAUGGGGCGCCGCUGACCAAUGAGGAUAUCGCCGAGGAGGUGGACACAUUUAUGUUCGAGGGUCACGACACCACCACCAGCAGCAUUGCCUUCACCUGCUAUCUGCUGUCGCGGCAUCCGGAGGUCCAGGCGCGUGUCUUUCAGGAGAUACGGGAUGUCAUUGGCGAUGACAAGUCGACGCCCGUCGACAUGAAGAUCCUGGGUGAGCUGAAGUACCUGGAGUGUGUGAUCAAGGAGUCGCUGCGUCUGUUUCCCUCGGUGCCAAUAAUCGGACGCCACAUCACCGAGGACACCGUUCUGGAUGGCAAGCUCAUACCCGCCAACUCCGAUGUUAUCAUCCUCAUUUACCACGCCCACCGCGAUCCGGACUUUUUCCCCGAGCCGGAAAAGUUUAUCCCGGAACGCUUUAGCCUGGAGCGCAAGGGAGAGAUCAAUCCAUUUGCCUACACACCGUUCUCGGCGGGGCCGAGGAACUGCAUUGGCCAGAAGUUCGCCAUGCUGGAGAUGAAGAGCACCGUCAGCAAGAUGCUGCGCCACUUUGAGCUGCUGCCUUUGGGUGCUGAGGUCAAGCCAGUGCUGAAUCUUAUCUUGCGCUCCACCACGGGUAUUAACGUUGGCAUCAAGCCGCGGGUCUAUUGAACCGGCUUCUUCUGGGUUACUGGGAUUUUCUUAACUUCUUUUUUUUUUUUUUGUUUUGUUUUUUAACUUAGUUUUAAGCGGAGACCUCUGUAAAUAUUACAAUUAAAUAAUAUUUGUAUUGUGUAUAUCCAGAGAUUACCAUUAGAGGCACUUUUUGCAAAGAUCAAGGAGAGCAUUAAGUUAGGAAAGGCUUGAGUUCCUGUUAUCAAUUGACCAAAGGUUAAAGUGACGUUUAAAUCUAGUGAUUAUGAUUUCUGCGGUAAGAUUAGAGGCCCCAUUUGGAAGAUCAAGAAUAAGUUAAAGUUAGAAACGGUUCUGAGAUCCUGUUAUCAAUUGACAUCUAGUUAAAGUGCAGGUUAAAGUUAGAAAAGGUUUACACUUCCUGUUAUCACUUAACCCUCCGUUAAAGUGCCGUUUAAAUAUUAAAUUUAACUGAUCGUUAACCUAAACUCAGAGUUAAACAACUAUAAGCCCGACUAAACAUUGGUAAAUCGAUUAAUAAACAUUUAAAGUCCAAAUUGAAAGCCUUCAGGAGGGACCUUAGCUCCGAAAGAGUU
Molecule: messenger RNA, 2237 nt
Organism: Drosophila kikkawai
Lineage: Eukaryota; Metazoa; Arthropoda; Insecta; Diptera; Drosophilidae
Product: probable cytochrome P450 4d14
Molecular function (GO): oxidoreductase activity, acting on paired donors, with incorporation or reduction of molecular oxygen; iron ion binding; heme binding
Source: RefSeq, a predicted model, not a curated record